CACUCUCUCUAUAUAUAUCUCCUCAUUAAUUCGAUUUAUGCUGCAUACACUCACAAUAAAAAAUAUACUACAGUACUUUCUGUCGACAAAUUAUAUUCUUCGUCGAGAGAAACUUCAAUUCGAGAUUUUUCAUUUAUUAAGAGUGAAAAAAGUCUCAUUUCUCUUGAUCACAUGAUCUUUUAAUCACACGAACUUUUGAACGAAUUAAGGUUUCAAGAUGGCGGGAGGAGGGGGAGGAAGAUCGUUGGAGCAAACGCCGACGUGGGCGGUUGCCGUAGUUUGUUUUGCGUUGGUUGCUAUUUCUGUCGUAAUAGAGUUCAUCAUCCAUCUUAUUGGCAAGUGGUUGAAGUCCAAACAAAAAAGAGCAUUAUAUGAAGCACUUGAGAAGAUAAAAUCAGAAUUAAUGUUGUUGGGAUUUAUAUCCCUACUACUAACAGUAGGGCAAGAUCCAAUUUCAAAUAUUUGUGUAUCUGAAAAAAUUGCUAGUACAUGGCAUCCAUGUACUAAGCAAAAAGAAAAUGAAAUAAAUAAAGAAAAGUCCGAUGACUUAGAGGGUCAUCGCCGGCGACUACUUACGGCUUCUGAUGGCGGAGUCCGGCGAGUUUUGGCGGCUGUUGGAACCGACAAAUGUGCGGAUAAGAUGAGUAGUUGGAAGGCAUGGGAAAACGAAACAAGAACAGCUGAGUACCAAUUUACAAAUGAUCCAGAGAGAUUUCGAUUUGCUAGAGACACAUCAUUUGGAAGAAGACAUUUGAGCUUUUGGACAAAAAAUUCAGUGCUUCUAUGGAUUGUUUGUUUUUUCAGACAAUUUGUAAGAUCUGUUCCAAAAGUUGAUUAUUUGACCCUACGUCAUGGUUUUAUCAUGGCACAUUUGGCACCUCAGAGCCAAAUAAAUUUUGAUUUCCAAAAAUAUAUUAAGAGGUCAUUAGAAGAAGAUUUCAAAGUAGUAGUUAGCAUAAGUCCUCCAAUUUGGUUCCUUGCUGUAUUAUUCCUACUCUUCAAUACUCAUGGCUGGUAUUCUUAUCUGUGGCUACCAUUCAUUCCACUAUUUGUGAUAUUGUUAGUAGGGACCAAAUUACAAGUGAUUAUAACAAAAAUGGGAUUAAGAAUUCAAGAAAGGGGAGAAGUAGUGAAAGGUGUACCUGUGGUUCAGCCUGGAGAUGAUUUAUUUUGGUUUAAUCGUCCUCGUCUUCUUCUUUAUCUAAUUAAUUUUGUGCUUUUUCAGAAUGCUUUUCAAUUGGCUUUCUUUGCUUGGACUUGGUAUGAAUUUGGGCUGAAAUCUUGUUUCCAUGACAAAACUGAGGAUAUCGUCAUUAGAAUGACAAUGGGGGUUCUUAUUCAAAUUCUUUGCAGCUAUGUAACUCUUCCAUUAUAUGCCCUUGUGACACAGAUGGGAUCAUCAAUGAAACCAACAAUUUUCAAUGAAAGAGUAGCAACAGCAUUGAGGAAGUGGCAUCAUGGUGCCAAGAAGCACAUCAAAGAGAUCAACAAACAUCAUUCAAAUCCAGCAACACCAAUGUCAAGUAGGCCAACAACGCCCACUCAUGGCAUGUCACCUGUCCAUCUCCUACGCGGGAUCCGGACGAGUGACAUGGAUGUGAGUCCACAAAGAUUGAAUUAUAAUGUGGACCAUUGGGACAUCGAGGGGUCGUCAUCUCCCACCCGAUUCUACCAAGGUGGUAGUGGAGAUGGCUCGUCUUCGCCGUUCCAUAUGCAUCAAACUAUUCAAAGUGGUCAUGACUUACAUCAUGACGACUCAGAAGGUCACGAGCCUAGUCUGCCACAAACGGCUCUUGACCAACACGAAGUCAACAUUGCCCGUCCAAGGGAAUUCUCUUUUGAUAAAAGAACAACUAGUGUAUAAAUUUUAAGAGUUCAUGUUAGUGGCAAAGUCACCUUUGUUGAAAGUUGAAACAAAUCUUUAUCAAAAAAUUAUACUACAUUGAUAGGUCAAUUUUUUCUUUUA
This is a messenger RNA of Capsicum annuum, 1966 nucleotides long. RefSeq names its product MLO-like protein 6. Lineage: Eukaryota; Viridiplantae; Streptophyta; Magnoliopsida; Solanales; Solanaceae. The transcript has 14 exons. The record is from RefSeq and is a predicted model, not a curated record. The coding region runs from base 218 to 1864 and encodes 548 amino acids. Gene Ontology annotation, biological process: defense response. Gene Ontology annotation, cellular component: membrane.